This is a messenger RNA of Nestor notabilis (Kea), 332 nucleotides long. RefSeq names its product alcohol dehydrogenase class-3. Lineage: Eukaryota; Metazoa; Chordata; Aves; Psittaciformes; Psittacidae. The transcript is spliced from 3 exons. Gene Ontology annotation, molecular function: zinc ion binding; S-(hydroxymethyl)glutathione dehydrogenase [NAD(P)+] activity. The annotation marks the transcript as partial. The record is from RefSeq and is a predicted model, not a curated record. Gene Ontology annotation, biological process: formaldehyde catabolic process. Gene Ontology annotation, cellular component: cytosol.
GUUAUUAAAUGCAAAGCUGCUGUUGCCUGGGAGGCAGGUAAACCUCUGUCUCUUGAGGAAGUGGAGGUUGCUCCACCAAAAGCUCAUGAAGUUCGUAUCAAGAUAGUUGCCACUGCUGUCUGUCACACUGAUGCCUAUACUCUGAGUGGUGCUGAUCCUGAAGGAUGUUUCCCUGUGAUCUUGGGUCACGAAGGAGCAGGAAUUGUGGAGAGUGUUGGGGAAGGAGUAACAAAAGUGAAGGCAGGGGACACUGUUAUCCCUCUAUACAUCCCCCAGUGUGGAGAGUGCAAGUUCUGUAAAAAUCCUAAAACAAAUCUGUGCCAGAAGAUAAG